This is a messenger RNA of Orbicella faveolata, 3271 nucleotides long. RefSeq lists its product as uncharacterized. NCBI's taxonomy places the organism in Eukaryota, Metazoa, Cnidaria, Anthozoa, Scleractinia, Merulinidae. The record is from RefSeq and is a predicted model, not a curated record.
UAGCGGCGUCGAAGAAAACCUCCUCCUCUUGCGGGAUUUAACGUCCCAGCGGAAACCCGGGAGUGGGAUAUCAUUCCCCAGGAAGCCCGAAAGUCCGGAGGCCCCGAAGCCCGGAAGCUGGGUUCUCUGGUCAUGACGAAACUUGUCUCGUGACUCGAUCUUUCAAAAAUCGAGACCUCAAUACGAGGGUUUAACAUUAAUAUAUCUUCUACAACUUUCGUUGUGCGUUUUAAUUUUCCCUCUGAGAACUUGAGCAGUAAUCAUGGCUUCUUCAUCGAUACUUUGCCUUUUAACAGCUAUCUACAUGAGCACAUUUCCAUCGCACUCACAUGAAAUGUCAAAAGCAACCAUUGACGAUCGUCUGGCCGUUCUUGAAAACAGGCGAGCGCCAGUCGACUCUGUCUUUGCUUUCCACACAAACGAAGGGAAAUUGCGAUACAAGCAGGAUUUGAAGGGAAAAUGGUCGAAUUGGCAAGACAUGGGCUCUCCAGAGGGGAAAUCAAUAAUUUCAAACCCUGUCGCAGUACAUGAUGCCAACAAUCAGACCAUGGUAUUUUGCUUGUGCGAUGAUGGACAAGUUUACUAUCAACAACAAGAUGCUGACAGAUUAGCUGAUUUUGGAAAAUGGCGUACAAUUGGUUCUAAAAUUCCUUUUGAAGCAGGAGUUACGCUGAAAGGGAAAGACACAUUGACAGUUUUGAAUUAUCAGAAUAAGCUGACUGUCUUCUCGAGAUCUGUCACAAAAGCUUCCCGUCUCUACUGGACACAGGAAGUGAAUGGAAAUUGGACAGCUUGGGGUCUGAUUGGUGGGUCAUCUGUGUCAUUGAAGUCAGAUGUUGCAGUGGCCUACAAUGGAUUCUCAAAGUAUUUGGAAGCAUUUGCUGUCAUGGAAAACAACAAGAUGUAUCGAACAUGGCAAACAGAUCCAAUGAAAUGGGUAUCAUGGGAUGAAACAGGAUAUGGAGCUCCUGAGACUCAGCAUGCCCCAGUAGUGCACCAGAUGAGCCACAGCGUCUUCAAUGGUGUUCUCAAUGUGUUUAUUUAUGGAGAUGAUGGCUACCUACACCAUAUAUGGCAAACGACAUGUGACAAAGUUCCAAACCCCUGGGGGUGGUGCACAUGGAGUGUUUGGUACAAGAUUAGUGACAAGAUUCCAGCUGCACUUCCCUCCUUUAAUCCUUUAAGUAUCGGAGCUAAUAUACAUCUUGGAAUUGAGGUCUUCACAAUAGGAAAAGAGGGUGGCCUGUGGCACAUGUGGGAGUUGGAACGUGGCGGGGUGUGGAACUCGUGGAAAUAUGUUGGGCGUCCUGCAUCAGCCUUAGUCAGUCAUCCCACCAUCACGAAUGAUGAUAAAGGGUGGUGGGCUGCCUAUGCUCUAAGUGCAGCUGAUGAAGUUGAGAUUGUUGAACAGAACCGGUCCUUACUCCUCUCAGCAUCAAGUGUUCCAUUUGGAAGUCCAGUCCAAGCCUCCUGGUCUGUGCCAGUUGACGAAGCGACCAACAAGGACUGGAUAGGCGUGUAUCCAUCUGGUGCUGAUAACCAAAUGUACGUGGACUACUACUAUGUUGGAGGUGGGCAGAACCCACUCAAGGAUGCAAUACCCAAAGGCUCUCUGACUUUCAAGUCAUACCUCCCUAAUGGCAAAUAUGAUUACCGUUACCUGGUAAAUAAGAGAUUCUUUGACGCUGUGAGUUCUUCCCUUUCUGUAUUCAAUGCCACAACAGACAAAGAAUGGGUUCAGUUAUACCGAGGGAUAGCUGCAGGACUGGGUAAAGAGGGCUUCAAUUUCGAGAAAUGCGUUGAAGAUGGCAACCACACAGUAGUAUUGUUCAAGGAAUCAUUUGCCGCUUUCCAGAAUAAUGAUGUUUUCAAAGGACUACACUUAUUUGGUACAGCACUAAUGGACAUAGUGAAGGCAUUUGAGGACUGUGGUGAGACUGAUAUUGCCAAAGCAAUUGAGAAGCUGGCCAUGGAUUUUGUCAAAUGUGUAGAAGGGAACUGUGAGAAUUUUGUUAUUGAUGUUGUGGAUGAAAUCCUCAUCCUAUUUGAGAAUGUGAUUGAGAUUUAUGGAGACAUUCGAGGAGCAAGCAAUUCAUUCCAACUAGAGGCUUAUGAACAAGGUGGAUACUGCAUUGGACGUAUUGUUGCCGUGUGCAUUUCUAUUCCAUCCUAUUAUUAACGAAGUCAAUUUACCUGACAACCUUUAACAUUUCCAAGGCCACUUGGCUUUGUUAGCUUUUGCAGAUAAUGGGGAAAAGAUUUUAUGGGACAAAAUGUCAGUCAGUCAGAUUUUAUAAAAAGAAUCAACAGAAGGAAUAAGUCCAAUAUUUCAAGAAAACUAAGGCAAUGACCAAGGAGAACAUUCAUUUUGACAAUAUCAGUUUUGAAUUGGGGACUGCAGGUGUUGAGGCUUCACACAAUUAUUCUAAAAUUGAAGAAAGUUGUUAUUUUAUGUAUCAAGUAAAUAUAUUUGUUACAAACAAACACACAAAUUGAAAUAGAAUCAUUAAUUAAUUUUGAUGUGGUGUUUCAAAGAAGUGUGAUUAUCAUAGCAAAAGUAAGUAACGAUAACAAAAAAUAAAGCUGUGAGAGCAAAUCAGAAAUCUUUUUGGAAAGAUGCAUUCUGUACUUGUAUAUUGUAUCAAAUGAUCGUCAAACAACGUUAAACUGAUGCAAGCACACGAGUAAAAAAUGAAGCCAAAGAUCAUUCCUCAUAUAGAUUAAGGUUAGUUAAGUCUGCAUAUAAGCCAAGUGGUCCAUCAGGCCAUAGCCUGCGAACACAGACAUAUUUCCGGCUGUGACUUAGUUCCACCGAAAAAAAAACGUCUGCGAACCCAAGCCAGAAAACGAUUUCUGUGACAUAGGAAUUCUAAGCCAAUCACAGUUUAGCUCAAAUAACCCCAGAACUACUGCAUGAGGUAUUUGCUGUGAGGAGCACUCAAGUUUCAUUCUAUCAUGGAAUCUGAUUGGCCAAGGAGGAACAAAAGUCAUUACGUCACAGAAAUCGUUUCCUGGCUUGGAUUCGCAGACGUUACUUUUUCCGCGGCACCAAGUGACAGCUGGAAAUACGUCUGCGUUCGCAGGCUAAUCGGGCCAGAGCUUAGAAUAAAACACAAUGUCCUUGGCCAGGGCUCGAACCCGGACCACCUGAUCCAGAGACAAACGUACUAACCAUGAGGUCACCACAGUAUAUACCACUAAAAGUGUACAUUGUACACUACUGAAACAAACAAGACUGAAAAUUAAAAGAUGAGUCAGAAGGCAACUCUAA